ACCUCUUUCUACAGUUUGGCGGGUACACACACAAACAGAAAGUCAGGAGCUCCCGUUUUGGAGAGAGAGAGAGAGAGAGAGAGAGAGAGAGAGAGCCAGAGUUUUAGAGCGAGAAACAAAAGCAAACGCUUUGAAAAACCGCAGAUAGGGAGAGAGAAAUUUAGAGAAACCGAACCAGAGAGGUACAGUCUAGAGAGAGAGACAGAGAGAGAAACCCCACUCUGCCUUUCCGUCCGAUCAAAUUCUCCGAUCACAUCUGAACAGUGUAGAGAGUCGUACAACACAGUUUUGUUUUUACCCGUUUUACCCUUUCUGUUUAGUAACUCCAAGUUGUACAGAAAACCACAACCCCAAAAAAAGUUUUCCAAUGGAACUGUACGGACGGAGCACGGCGAGGACCGGACCGCAGCCGGGUGAGUGGGCUCCGGCGACCGGGCCCGAAUCGGGCCUAGAAGAGUCUAUGCGGCGGUUGGAGUUGUGGAACAGGGAUUCUUUGUACCCAGAGCGACUCGGCCUGCCCGACUGUGCAUUCUACAUGCGAACCGGGAUAUGUGGAUACGGUACCAAGUGCCGGUAUAAUCACCCCCGUGAUCGCAGCUCGGUUGGGGGAGCUGUAAGAAUCGGAGGAGGGGAGUUUCCAGAGCGGCCGGGGGAGCCCGCAUGCCAGUAUUACUUAAGGACCGGGACCUGUAAAUUUGGUGCAUCCUGCAAGUUCCAUCAUCCUAGAGAUGCUGGUGUAUCCAUUAAUGUGCUAUCCAAUAGCUUGGGAUACCCGUUACGACCGGGUGAGAAUGAAUGCUCCUACUAUUUGAAAACGGGGCAGUGCAAAUUCGGUAUGACCUGUAAAUUCCAUCAUCCUCAACCAAGUGGCAUGUCUAUGCCAUCGCCUGCACGUCCUUUUUAUCCGACAGUGCAGUCUUCAUCUAUUCCUUCAAAUGAUCAAUACGGGGGAUCAAUGACCAGCUAUAGGACUGGAAGGCCUCCGCUACUGCCCGGCUCUUAUCCACCGGGUGCUUAUGGUCCUAUGAUGUUGCCCCCUGGAGUUGUUCCCAUUCAAGGUUGGAGUACUUACUCGGGACCUGUAAGCCCUGUAUUGUCCCCAGGUGCUCAACCAACAGUUGGAGUAGGUUCUGUGUAUGGAGUUACGCAGCUGUCCUCUUCUGCACCUGCAUUUGCAGGACCAUAUCCAUCCUUCACCUCUUCUGGUGGCCCUUCAAGUAGUGGUCAGAAGGAAAAAUUGUUUCCAGAGAGGCCUGGGGAACCUGCCUGCCAAUACUACUUGAAAACGGGGGAUUGCAAAUUUGGAUCGUCUUGUAGGUAUCAUCAUCCACCAGAUUGGGUGAUAUCAAAGACAAAUUGUGUCCUCAGCCCAUUGGGUCUUCCUCUACGUCCGGGGGUGCAACCUUGUGCUUUCUAUAUGCGAAAUGGGUACUGCAAGUUUGGCCCCACAUGCAAGUUCGAUCAUCCAAUACGAACAGUAAGAUAUAGUCCAUCAGCUUCGUCUCUCACUGACAUUCCAGUGGCUCCCUACAUGGUGGGGUCUUCUCUUGCUACUCUGGCUCCAUCAUUUUCCUAUGCAAGUUUGGAUCCCCAUUCAAGUAGAAUACCUUCAUCUGGAAACACUUUAAGUAGCUCGGCUGGUUUGAUUUUUUCACAAACGGUGUCUGCACCAUUUUCCAAUGUUCAGCUGUCUGGUCAGAGUUCUAGCCCUUUAAGCCUUAGUAUAAGCAACAGACAAGGUGAUGAAGUUCGCCGUUCAAGCUGAAACUAAACCUGAAAAAAUCCAUUCAUUUCCGUUUAAAUAUGGAUUCGCCAACAUCUCUUUUAUUCUUAAACUCGGGAAGCUUUAUAUGGUUGCUGUGCAGAGUUUCAUUUGUAAUUGUCAAGGUUGAUUAUUGUCACUGUUGGUUACUUUGUACAUACGGUACCUCUUGCAUUGCCUCUGAUCAUUUGUGUUCUUGUAGUCUCCUAAGGCAUCAAUAUCAACUCAUAAAGCUAAAAUGGGAAAUCCCUUGCGAACUGUUCCUCCUCAUUAUCAAGAAGAAGAAAACCAUUUCCAUCA
This is a messenger RNA of Rhododendron vialii, 2062 nucleotides long. Its product is annotated as zinc finger CCCH domain-containing protein 32. NCBI's taxonomy places the organism in Eukaryota, Viridiplantae, Streptophyta, Magnoliopsida, Ericales, Ericaceae. Gene Ontology annotation, molecular function: metal ion binding; mRNA binding. The record is from RefSeq and is a predicted model, not a curated record. Bases 368 to 1765 code for a protein of 465 amino acids. The transcript is spliced from 7 exons.